AUGGCUCGGGUUACGCGUUCUCGAAAAAUCGAAAUCGCGGAAGAUCCCAUCUCCAUCGCACUCGAAACACCUCUGCCAAACACUCCAGCCGGACAGUUGCCUCUGAACGACAUCAGCAGCGACAUUGGUGAGAAUAAUAUGCCCACAGAGGAUACUUCGGUUCCUUCUCAGCUCCGGCAAUUGAAGGCAGCUUAUCGCAAUGCCAUUGGCGCAGGCAAGAAAGGCAAGAAGAGUAAGAACAAGAAGAAGGAUCAGGUAGAUGUCGAGCAACAGGAAAACAUUGGCGACGGACACGCUGCUAUGAAUGACGAGAAUGCGGAAUUCGAAGCUGUCCAUCAGUUGGAUACUCUCGCCCAUGAGGAUCUAGCCCAAUCGUACACACCAACCACUCCCAAUGCGACCUCAAAUCUGGUUCCAGAGCUCCAAACUAGAGCCGUCCGAAUGACUCGUCAUCAAUUGGCAUUACAACAAGCAGGUCAGUAUAUCUCAACACAUUUCGUUACUUCUGAUCAGUACUUCACGGAUCACCACUUAUACAAGGAUACUCCUUUUAUCAAUGACGUCGGUGGUUUUCCGACGGAUACUUUUCGAAACAGCAAACUUCAUUUGCCAAAUUCAGACGAUGGUUUCAACCACAGUAUGACUAAUUAUCAUUUACUACUAGCCAAGGAAGAGUUGGCAAAGUCCAUGUCUGAGACAACCACGGAGAUUUCAUAUGGCCAGAUUCCAGAGCCAGUGGUCGACGAGCAAGACAUUCAAGAUUUUGAGACUCCAAAAAAGGAAAUACUUCAGACCCCAGUAAAUUCGGUACGCAGAACACUUGAGGAGGUCGAGCGAACAUGUGAAAAGGAGCAAGUCCAAACUCGGGAUAACUCUGAUGAGGAAGACUCGUUUGUAAGACAAAUCACCAGCCGAACCCCAGCGAAACCAACAUCUCGAAUCGAAGACUCUCUCGAGGCUCUUGAUCAAUUCGAGGAGCAAAUGGACGCCAUUUCUCAGGCAGCUUUGGCAGAAGGCAUGUCGGUAGAGAAAGCCAAACGCACACCAUCAAAGACGGGGGAAAGCAUGGGACCGCAAGAAGGCCCACCAACAAGCAACCGACAGUCAAAUCCACCAAAACAAACCCCUUCCAAAUAUGGCUCCAUGCGAGUCAAGCCCACAACAGUUAAGCCAUCCCCGAGUGUCAAGAAAACAUCCUCCAUGGUUUUCAAGAAACCUGUCGACGAGCAGAAGGCUCAAUCAUCGGUGAAAACAGCUGGAAGACGGCCAUUGAGUGUUUUUGAAACCGUCAAAUCCACUAAACCACUCACUCGCUCUAAUUUUGAGCUCCCUGGAGAAGCUGUAGCUCGUAAGUUGAAGGAACAACGGGAAGCUCGUCUUUCACAGCGUGAGUCUAGUGAAGAAGUCUUACACCGCUCCAAACCUGUAUCUGGCCUCAAAACUACCAAGUCCACCAAACCACCAACUAGGCCGACAUUUGAACUCCCUGGGGAGGCUCUAUCCAGACGGAAGAAAGAAGCUCAAGAGGCGCGUUUGAGAGCUGAAGAGGAAGAGCAGCGAAAACGCCGCGAAUUCAAGGCCAGACCAGUUAGAAAGAGCAUCGUGCCAGAUUUUGUUCCUCGCGAGACGAUUGCCAGCCGUGCUCGCCAAAGCAAAGUGGGACUUGAGAAUAUGGAUGAUGAGCUUUCGGUUUUGAAGAGAGAUUCUGUUGGUGCACACCGUCCCUCAUUGCACCAAGUCAGCAUCGCAAAUACCUCUGCCCCUCGUGCCCCAGGAUCCAACCCACAACCGAUCGUUCGAAAGUCGUCUACGACCAGCGGCCCCUCGAUGAGUGGUCUUUACAUAGAGCGUAACUUUUCGGAUAAAGACGUGCAGGUCCAGCGCCAGCGGGCUCGAGAGAUCUACAAUCGAGAUGCCAAGUUAAUUGAGGAACAGGAGAAAGAGAAGCAGGAGCGUGAAGCGGCAGCUAAGCGUGCGCGUGAAGAAGCUGCAGAGCGGGGCCGUCAAGCAAGUAGAGAAUGGGCCGAGAAGCAGCGCGCGCGAAAGAUGGCCGAAGGUGAUAAAGGUAUGAGUACUGGCUAUGGCCCUGGCGGACAAUUGGGAUUGAGAGGCUGAGUGCUUAUGAGCGCAAUUAUGAUUAUUCAUGAGUAAUAAAGGGAGAAAGGGUGUCUGGGAUGGGAAACAGUUAUUGCUUUUUUGUAUGGAUGGUUACAGCGAAUGCGUUGGGUGUUAUAUGCUUCAUACCCCCUCGGCAGCACGGCAUGGAUAUGGAAUGGUC
This is a messenger RNA of Hymenoscyphus albidus, 2278 nucleotides long. The record is from the annotation of a GenBank genome assembly. Lineage: Eukaryota; Fungi; Ascomycota; Leotiomycetes; Helotiales; Helotiaceae.